CCCCCAUCUCGCUGUCUCUCUCUCUCCUCUCUCAGCAGGUCAUUCAUCCACUGACCGUGGCCUGGUUUCUUGUCAUCCCAUCCUGUCUCGUUCCCCCCAACCCAUCCUCGCCCAUCCCCAACAACCCGUCGCCGUUCAUAGGGCAUAAGCCUGUUAUUCGCUCGUUUCCAUCAACUUGUUUCCCUCCCUUCGUUUCUUUUGCUUCUACAUCUCCUCUGCCAUCAGUUCCGCUUAGCUGCGGAAUCCAGCCUACUUACUUACUCUCUUGCGCUCAUUCACCCCUGUUUCGAGGAAAAAUCAGUGCAACCGAUUCUCUCGACAGGUUAUACCACGCAACACUCGACUCAACGAGCAGCCUAGCGCAAACACGCAUCUCUCGAUUUGAUAUUGGGCACAUCAACCCUCUCAUCCCGAACAAACGGUGUGGUCCUCCGCCCUCGUAAUUCGAUACAAUGUAUUCCAGGCGCUUAGUGCAAGUUCUAUUCGUGGUCUUGUCUAUCUUGAUCGCAACAAGGGCAUCGUGGUUUCAUCAAAAUAAUGUUGAGGCCCGCCAAGUCUCCAGCGGUACAGAUAACAAUGAUUCUUCCGACGUAACAUCAAGUGACGACACCAGCGUAGCUUCGCCUACUGAUGACUCGUCAACGAUGACUACCUCGACUGAGGAGCCUCCAUCAACUACCACGUCCGACGAGCCCACAACUUCUGAUGAACCCACGACCUCGGACACGCCUACUCCGACUCCCUCGUCUUCGCCAACGUCCGACUCUUCAACAACUACAAGUCAAACCAGCACUGGCCCUAUUACCACGCCACCCACUUCAGAACCUACAUCGUCCGUCCCAAACACAUCUUCUGACGAUGAUACCAAUACCGAUACCGAGACUGAGACUUCUGAUUCUAAAACAACGCCCAAAACCACUGCGAAACCCGUUACCAAGACUUCCACGGUUUACUACACAAGUACCGAUGACAGUGGAGCAACACACGUUGGAAGCUCGGAGGCUGUCGUUGUCUCAACGCCCGGCUUCUCCGGCGACAGUGGAUCUAAAAGUCAAAACUCAGGUAUUAGUCCUAUGCAAAGAAACAUUAUUAUUGGCGUGACGGUUGGUGUUGGUGGUGCCAUCAUCCUCGCCGCCGCUGGUAUUCUAUAUUGGAGACUUCGCAACAAGAGACGCAACCAGGAGGAGAAUGAGGAACUCAUUAGCUACGGUGCUGGCUUUGGUGGCCCUGGAACAGCCGAGAAACCCGAAGGAAGCGGACCCUCCGCCGGCGCUCGCAGCCCUUUCCAGAGCACGCUGGAAACCUAUCACGCUCCUACGCAGACAAACGCUGCCUCCAAUUUCUAAACGCGCUCUCUCAGCUGUUUGUAAAAGUGGUGCAUUUGUUGAUUCCGCAUUUCGUAGCGGUGACUUACUCAACCGGCGUUGGAGUUGGAAGGACUUGUAUGGCACGUUCUAUGCCAGUUAUGUUAUUUGGAUGGCACCCCAUUGGGCUAGCUCAUGGUUAUAAUGCCACCAUAGUGCUAGAUGCGAUGUUGUUCACAGGUUAUGUGUGACAUGGCCUGAAAUGAAGGAUGAGAAGGAGGGGUUGAGGAACUAUGUCGCGGCCGAAGCAUUCGAUCUCGCUAGUUCAAUCUGUGUAUUUGACUAUUUCGGACUCGAAAAACGUCACAUCAGGUUCAAAACCCAACAACAUUCUGUUUGCAAAAUUUGCCAGUAGCACGAAAGAAAACUUUGUAUAAAGCCCUUCUAAUAAUAUACCUUUGAUCUUCAUAAUAUCUGGCUACUUUUAUAACGUAGUACGAUUGUCGCGGACCGUUCUAGUGAGCUCAUAAUUCUGAAGAUCAUAUAUGUGUAUAUGUUG
This is a messenger RNA of Xylaria bambusicola, 1863 nucleotides long. RefSeq lists its product as uncharacterized. NCBI's taxonomy places the organism in Eukaryota, Fungi, Ascomycota, Sordariomycetes, Xylariales, Xylariaceae. The coding region runs from base 453 to 1346 and encodes 297 amino acids. The record is from RefSeq and is a predicted model, not a curated record. The transcript has a single exon.